AUGGUGUUCCGCAAGUACAAGCAGCUCUGGCCUCCGUUGGAGAGUUCACAGCUCAAGCUCUCUUGUCUCUUGGGAGAACUUCCAGUUGUCGGCCAGCUUAGCAUGACCGCUACGUGCGACGGGAAAGACAUUCCUGGUACUAUCAUAGUGGUCGACAGCUCCGGACCAUCUUUGUGCGGCAGAGACACCAUCAAGGCAUUUAAUGAAGUUGGAGUGGCAAUGUUGUCGAAUGUGGUAGCGAAUCUGCAACCGGCUGGAAUACAGGCUGUCAGCACAGGUCUGCAACAGCUGCUUGACGAAUAUGCCGACGUGUUUGCUCCGGGACUCGGCCUGUGCAAAGGACCACCGGUCACAUUUCAAUUGAAAGAAAACGCGUGUCCACGGUUCUUUAAGGUCCGUACUGUACCCUACGCUCUCAGAGAUAAGAUGUCUGAAUCGUUGGAUCAGCUGGUCGGGGAAGGCGUUUUGACGCCGGUAAAAACUGCUGAAUGGGCAACCCCUGUGGUACCCGUUUUGAAGGGCGAUGGGUCCCUCCGACUGUGUGGAGACUUCCGUAUGACUGUGAAUGCGGCCACUGUGGUAGAACAAUACCCGUUGCCUCAAGUGGACGACAUUUUUGCUAGGUUAAACGGUGGCGAAGUAUUCACGACCUUGGAUUUGCGUCAAGCCUACAACCAGUCGCCAUUGGAUGAGGAAGCAAAGAAGAUAACAGUCCUCAACACCCAGAAGGGUCUCUUUUGUUUUAACAGAUUACCGUUUGGCCUAAGUUCUGCUCCAGCCAUAUUCCAAAGGCGAAUGGACGGACUGCUGGGGGAUAUUCCUGGAGUGCAGGUGUACCUGGAUGACAUUAUCAUCGCCGAGAAAAAACAUAAUUCUUCUAGGCUCAAAACCGUGCUGCAGCGGCUGCGGGAGUAG
This is a messenger RNA of Dermacentor andersoni, 915 nucleotides long. The record is from RefSeq and is a predicted model, not a curated record. Lineage: Eukaryota; Metazoa; Arthropoda; Arachnida; Ixodida; Ixodidae.